CGCCGGGCCAUGGCCAACGCGUCGCAGUGCCUGGAGGAGGGCGCCGGGCGCUGGCCGCCGCGGCCGCCCGGGCCGUACAGCGAGGCGCAGCGGCUGGCGCUGGAGGAGCUGGUGGCGGGCGGCCCCGAGGCGCUGCGGGCCUUCCUGCGGCGGGAGCAGCUGCCGCCGUUCCUGUCCGAGCCCGAGGUGCAGGCCAUCGCGCGGGCCGCGCUGCCGCCCGCCGCCGCCCCGGAGCCCGCGGAUGAGCCCUCGCUGGACGGCUCCUCGCUGGACGGCUCCUCGCUCACCUACUUCCCCGAGCGCUCGGACCUGGAGCCGCCGGCGCUGGAGCUGGGCUGGCCGGGCUUCGGCAGCGGGGCGUUCCGCGGGCUGACGCGGGUGGAGGCACACUUCCAGCCCGGCUGCGGGGACAGCAUCUACGGCUGCAAGGAGGCGGUGCGGCGGCAGAUCCGCUCCGCCCGGCAGAUGAUUGCCCUGGUUAUGGAUUCCUUCACAGAUACCGAUAUCUUCAGAGACCUCUUGGAGGCUUGUAGCCAGCGGCAAGUUAAAGCGUACAUACUUCUAGAUCAGUCUUCAUUCUCCCACUUUCUCAAAAUGUGCAAGGAUCUGGGAGUUGACCUUGAACAGGAAAAGUUGAUCAGGAUUCGAAACAUCACGGGGAGCACAUACUGCACAAGGUCGGGUGCCAAGAUUGUUGGAAAAGUCUGUGAAAAGUUCAUGUUAAUUGAUGGCAUUAGAGUGACAACAGGCUCCUACAGUUUUACCUGGACAGAUGGGAAGCUCAAUAGCAGUAACAUUUUGAUCCUGUCAGGCCCCGCAGUUGCAGACUUUGACCUGGAAUUUCGGAUUCUUUAUGCACGGUCAAAACCUAUCAACCUCAAAGAGUUAUCCAGCUGCAAGAAGAAUAAGGUGUUGGACCAGCUGGUCAGGAUAACAGUGGCUUCCAGAGACUUAACCAGGGAAAACUUCCUGCGAAUGGAGUGUUUGUAUCUUAGAGCAUUUGUAGGAAAUCUAAAAAGGAAGCGAAGCUGGCUGCAUGCUUCAAGGGAGGCAGUCUAUGUGUCAAAUAAUGCAAUGCAUACCUCCCCUCCCCUGACUAAGAGCAAUGGCUCUCUAGCUAUGAGGCCACACUGGAUCAUAGAGAGAUGAAUUGCACAUUCACUGCAAGCGAGCAGCAGAACCUCAGGAGCCAUGUCCAGCCUGCCAUGCCCAGUACUGUCCUUACAGUGUGUUCAUGAGAGCAGCUGGGAAACAAACCUCAAACUGAAAGAGAUACUGGAGUUGUGGCUUUUUUUGAAGACCACUAUAAUGCUGAUGAACAGAUACAGUGGUGAUGUUGUGUUAGGCUGAGAUGUGUAUUUUAAAAAUCCCCUCUAACACCUGGAAAGCCAUUAUUGACUGCUAGUAGUCUGUCAGAUUUUCAUAUUUUAACCUAUUCUUAUAUGUUUUAAGCUGCUGAGUUAGCAGUGUCUUAGCUCAGUAGCUCAACCCCCUGAUUUUUUUUUUAAAGGACUCUAGGUAUAGAAAAUCAUGUUGCUUAAAAGUCUUUCAAAGAUGAACAGCAUGAGUGCUGUAUGCCAGUAGAGCCGAAUGAGACCAUUUUCUUGGCAUUUCUGUAUAUAUUUUUUUGGUUUCUUUAUGGUUGCUACUGCUGUCUGAUCUUAUGGGAAGAGCUGUGUAGAUCUGAAAUGUGUGAAGCUGCUGCUACUUCUCAAAAGCCUGGCUUCCACCAGACAUAGAAGAACACAAAAGUCAGAAAUAGACCCAGUUUAUUUUGGGGUUUCAUGGCAAGCUUGAUUAAAAAAAAAAAACAACAACAAUCCAAACCCAAACGAACAA
This is a messenger RNA of Colius striatus (speckled mousebird), 1839 nucleotides long. Its product is annotated as protein FAM83D-B-like. The record is from RefSeq and is a predicted model, not a curated record. The transcript has 4 exons. Gene Ontology annotation, cellular component: mitotic spindle pole; cytosol. The coding region runs from base 10 to 1149 and encodes 379 amino acids. Gene Ontology annotation, biological process: regulation of ERK1 and ERK2 cascade; regulation of TOR signaling; protein localization to mitotic spindle. NCBI's taxonomy places the organism in Eukaryota, Metazoa, Chordata, Aves, Coliiformes, Coliidae.